AUGGGAGGGAGCGGGAACGCAGCCGCGUCCCGAAACCCAAACCGGGUAACCCAGACCUGCUUUCCUCUGCGGCUCGAAACUCAUCCCCCAAACUCUGCAGGGUGGCAGGCUGAGCGCUCCCCCGCCAUCGGCGCCCCAUCUGCCCACCCGUUCAUCAGUCCAGCCGUCCGUCGGCCCGACCAUCCAUCAGGUCAGCUACCUGGCCAUGGGUACGUCCAGCUCCAGAGUCCUCUGGCAUACCCUCCUCCCCGCUCCGCGCGGCGUCUGCACCCCGAACCUCCCUGCGCAGCUCGCCCCAGCCGAGUCCCGCUGCCCCGCGAAGUGGUGGGCACUCACCGGCUACGCUCCCGGCUGCGCUCCCGGCUUCGCCGCGCUGAGCACGAAACUGAAAGUAGGCGCGGAGAGCAGCCUGGCGACGGGCGCGGGGAGCUGGCUGCCUCUGCCGGGAAAUCACGUGGGUUCUCGGUGCCCCGGCGAGGGCGCGAGCGCGGGAUGGGCGGGGGCAGCACACGCCCUCCUGCAGGGCCCGCGUCCCGCGCCUCUUGGAGCUCAGCCACCUGUACGGAGGACACCCAGAGACGGCACCAAGGGACGCGGGGAGCGCUCGCCCCUUUCCUGGAUGCGAUACUGAGGCGAAGGGAUGAGGGUUGGCACACCCGGGUCGCGCCAGUAGACCCCGGGCUGAGUUCGGCUCUCCCUGCCUCUCUGGAGACUAAGACGGUGUCCUUGUAUUUUUGUCUCCUUCUGCUGGUCCCAUGUCCCUGUGAGAAGGGAAACUGCUCCCCUUCCAGCACCAACUCUGAUAUCCAGAAAUCACGUGACAGCACGGAUUUUGCAGUCAAGUGCUUGUGGGUGAUGACCAGCUCCACCAUUUCAGGUGAAACAGAGACAGAGAGGGUAACAUGCCGAGAUUACACAGCUAGCAGCACAGGAGCCGGGAUUUGGACCCAGGCAGGGCAGCUCCAGAACCCCUGCUCUUGGUCACCAUGUGAUACUCCCUCUAGGCUAACACAGUUCUUACCAGAACCCUAUGUGGAAGGGACUCUGCACAUGCCAGUGUCUUCCUAUGCUUUUCCCCCUUCCAUUUGGCCAAUGUGGCAGCGAGGGAUUUUCUUCACACACCUUCCCUGGAGCCUGGUACCUCCCAAGACUGAGAUGGCAGAAAGAAGCCUUCUGUAUUCUAGCCUGAGUGGGAAGAAGACACGCUUUGCGCAUCAUAAGGUGGUCUGGCUGGUGCUCAUAAGAGGUUACUCUUCCAUGUUAAAGUCUGAUUUGCUUUUUAGAGGCUCCAUCCUCGUCCUCUUCUACCAGAAACCAGACCUCUGUGAGGGCCCCCUACCCUCCCUGCCAUCCUCCGGAUCUGAAGCCCCUAUGGUCCCAUAUUUCCUAUCCAGCACUGGAACCACAUGGAACACAGAAUGGGUGACACCUCAUACAGAAAGCUGGUCAGAACAGGAGAUGGGACCUCGGUGGGUGGGUGGGGAAGAGGGCCCAGUGCUGUGGGGGAGGGAAGAGAGAUGGUCUGAGAGACGCUCUCUGCUGACCGAUGGGGAGGUUAAGAAACCCGGCCAGGGCUUCCCUGGUGGCGCAGUGGUUAAGAAUCUGCCUACCAAUGCAGGGGACACGGGUUCGAGCCCUGGUCCAGGAAGGUCCCACAUGCCGCGGAGCAACUAAGCCCGUGCACCACAACUACUGAGCCCGCGUGCUACAACUACUGAAGCCCGUGCGCCUAGAGACCGUGCUCUGCAACAAGAGAAGCCACCGCCAUGAGAAGCCCGUGCACUGCAACAAAGAGUAGGCCCCCGGGCUUCCCUGGUGGCGCAGUGUUUGAGAGUCCGCCUGCCGAUGGAGGGGACACGGGUUCGUGCCCCGGUCUGGGAAGAUCCCACAUGCUGCGGAGAGCCUGGGCCCGUGAGCCAUGGCUGCUGAGCCUACACGUCCAGAGCCUGUGCUCCGCAACGGGAGAGGCCACAACAGUGAGAAGCCAGCGUUUACCGCAAAAAAAAAAAAAAAAAAAAGAGUAGCCCCCACUUGCCGCAACUAGAGAAAGCCCACGCGCAGCAAGGAAGACCCAAUGCAGGCAAAAAUAAAUAAAUAAAUAAAUUAAUUUUAAAAACCUCUCCUUAAAGAAAAAGAAAAAGAAAGAAACCCAGCCAGCUCCUGCUCCCUUUCUCUCUACCAAAGCCACACGCACAGGCAGAUAUUCAAAAAGACAGCAGGGUCAGCUCAGCGUAUCCUGUGGGGAAACAGAAAGCUCUGGGCAGGGCCUUCUCCAGAAUACCCCCUGCACACCCCAGUAAUGGAGCCUGAGACUCCGCCAUUAGAGUCAUCUCAUGUGGACAAAUAUCCUACAAGGUCAGCAUGGAAAGGGAAUUUGGGGAUCAUCAAGUCUAACUCUCUCAUUUUAUAGGAAGGGAAACUGAGGCUCGGGGCCGGGCGUGAACGAGCCUCCCAGCCCAGGGCUCUUCCUGCCACAUCAGGUGCCAUUAGGAGACCCGUGCCCUUAAGGGGGGCUGAGCUAUCCGUGGGGUGGCAGAGACAAUAUUCUCCAGUGAAGCAGAAACAGGGAUCCACGCUCUGGCCAAGUCAUGGGUGUGCAUUGCCACCCACAGGAGGAGGCACCUUGAGGGAAGGGGACCCAGGACUGCUAAGCUUCGAUGACUGGAGAACCAGGGGCACUUGCAGCUCCGCCUGGGAAGGGCCUAGAAGAUGAAUGAGAGCCUCCCUGUCAGGCAUGUGUCCCCAAAGCCUCCUCCAGCCCAGACUUUCGAGACAUGACCUCAGGGGUGCCCACUGUGGUGACCCUUGUCCACAGGAGGUUCUGGGCAGACUCAACACUGCUCCUCAGAUGACAAGCCCACUGUGAGUGCUCCCUGGGGCACAGAGGUGACCCAUGGGGCAGACGGCCCCACAGCCUGCAGGGCCUUCAUCUAUAUGCCCAUGAAAAACUCCAUCUCAACCCACCCUCUCUUCCUGUCCCCACCCCCCAAAUGGUACCUCUCCCGAGUGGUCCCUCCUAGGCCCUGGGGAGGGCUGUGACUGCAUCCCAUCCGAGGAACCAAGGCCCGGCGAGCGGCCAGCUGGCCAGUGCUCUCCUGCCCUCCCCACCCCCUUAAUCCACACCACCAGGGUUCCAUUUCUGCAAUCUCAGCGUCGUCCCAACAGACACACAGGCAGAAGGGUCACAAGAUAAGGGAGGGAUCAUCUGGUCCCGUUGCCUGAUUUCCUUUAGGACUCUGUGUCCACUUUCUUUAAGACAUGAGGUACACGGGGCUUAUUUUUUGGCCGCACCCCGAGAACCCUUGCCCCCUACAGUGGAAGUGCGGAGCUUUGACCGCUGGCCGGCCUGGGAAGUCCCGCUACGGCGCUCAUUUCUCCAGGUGCACCCAAGACCACCUACCUUGGUCAAUGUGGAAAAAGUCAGUUUAAUCCUGAAGUCAAAAAGAUGAGAAUUUGGCCCUCCAUUGUGCUCCCAAUCACCCAGAAAAGAAACUCUAGGAAUUAUUUCAAGUGUUUCCGUCUAUAUUUAGGGCCCUCCACAGAGAGCCCUUUUGAGCUCUCUCAUGAGAUUUGCCGUUCCAGCCACCAGGCCUUUGCUCAGGCAGGCCCUUCCUCUGGCUAUGCCCUCCCUCCCUCCUUCAUGGUGCCUCUUCCUCUGAAUUAAGACUCUAGGAGGAGUCUUCUCCCCCCAGAAGUCAGGUCCUAAGUCCUGGAGGGAAGGAGCCAUAUUUCCCCACCAAUAUCCUGUGCCUGACAUAAGAGGGACAAGGGAGGGAUUUGCUGAGUCAACCACUCACCCCUCUCUGCAGACAUACUGGGAAUCCAAGAGGCUUAAGUUCUCCUUCCUGGAGCAGGAGGCCUGGGUGGUAGUGAUGGUGUGUGGUCAGGCCACUCGAGAAGUUCUCUUGUUUUUUGUACAUCCCGUGCUCGACCAGAUCCCGCUUCACCUCCACCCCA
Orcinus orca (killer whale) is the source of this 3957-nucleotide messenger RNA. RefSeq lists its product as uncharacterized. The coding region runs from base 1 to 1674 and encodes 557 amino acids. The record is from RefSeq and is a predicted model, not a curated record. Lineage: Eukaryota; Metazoa; Chordata; Mammalia; Artiodactyla; Delphinidae. The transcript is spliced from 4 exons.